AUGCCGGUUGGCCGUUUUCCACGACGAUAUUUUGAUUUUGAAAAUUUUAUGGGACCAUCACUUGAUUUGUUUGAUCCAUUCGAUGAAUAUGAUUUAGCAUUUCAUCCGACUCCGUUUCCCUCAUUACGUUGGAUGACUGAACCUCCAAAAAAAGAACGAGACGCCCUUACUGGUCAAACACGUCGAAAAGCAGAAAAAGUUCGCUUUACACUUCCUGUUGGUGCAUAUCGUCCAGAAAAUCUUAGUGUAAAAGUAAUUGGAAGAAAACUUGUUAUCGAUGCAAGACAAGAAGAACGCGAAGGGGAUGAUUUUAAUGUCAAAGAAUUUCGAAAACAUUAUGACUUGCCAGAAAAUGCCAGUUUAGAGCAUAUGGCUAGUUUUGUUACUCCAAAUGGAACAUUAGUGGUUGAAUUCCCGUUAAUAACAGAAACAAAAGAACGAGCCGAUCAUCAACAUCAAUUAGAACGUUAUGGAACCGAUGAUAAUUUAUUUAACUAUGAUGAAUUUUUUAAAAGUACAUUUUUACCAAAAAUAACCAAUGACGAAAAAACCGGUGAAAAAAAAAUCGAUAUGGAAUUAGAUAUGACUGGUUUUCGUCCCGAUCAAAUACAAGUUCAUGUUAAAGAUCAUGAUUUGGUUGUACAAGCAGAAUCAAAUUACAAAGACAAAGAUCGUGCAGCAAGAUCAUUCAUUUAUAAAGCGGUCCGUCUACCACCUGGUGCUAAUACAGACAAAAUGCGUUCAUUUUUACAUAAUGGAAAAAAAUUGGUUAUUACGGCACCGUAUAAUGAAACAAAACCGGCAUUAGAACGUGGUGAUCCAAAUAAUAAAAUAACUGGUUCGUCAUCACCAAGUUCAACACGAUCCACACUGGGCUCAACGCAUUCAACAUUGGAAUGA
This is a messenger RNA of Didymodactylos carnosus, 900 nucleotides long. NCBI's taxonomy places the organism in Eukaryota, Metazoa, Rotifera, Eurotatoria, Philodinida, Philodinidae. The record is from the annotation of a GenBank genome assembly.